Molecule: messenger RNA, 3615 nt
Organism: Penicillium canescens
Lineage: Eukaryota; Fungi; Ascomycota; Eurotiomycetes; Eurotiales; Aspergillaceae
Product: putative checkpoint protein kinase (SldA)
Exons: 3
Coding region: 1-3615 (1204 amino acids)
Biological process (GO): meiotic sister chromatid cohesion, centromeric; protein phosphorylation; mitotic spindle assembly checkpoint signaling
Molecular function (GO): protein kinase activity; ATP binding
Source: RefSeq, a predicted model, not a curated record
AUGGCGGCCUCCGACGAUCUAGUCGAUUUCGACAUUAUUGAGAAUCAGAAGGAAAACAUUCAAUCACUCCCCGGUGGUCGAUCAGCAAGAGAGCUUGCCCGCAUCUUUUCAGCUGGCAGCAACAGUGACAAGAUCCCAUCACCAUCUCCGAACGCGACCAGGACACUCAACGAUGCUGUGCGCGAAGAAUUCGAAGGAGAACUCCAGUCGAUCGGAGAAUCAGACGAUCCGCUGGAUGUUUACGACCGUUACGUUAAAUGGACACUGAACGCCUACCCAUCCGCACAAGCGACCCCAGACUCUGGCCUUCUUCCUUUGUUGGAGCGAGCCACGAAAUCAUUCUUGUCAUCAUCACACUACAGAAACGACCCUCGAUAUCUGCGUCUAUGGCUCCAUUACAUUCGACUUUUCUCCGACGCCCCGCGUGAGACAUUUGCAUUCCUCGCGCGUCAUCGCAUUGGUGAAAGCCUGGCUCUUUUUUACGAGGACUUUGCUGGGUGGCUAGAGGGUGCUGGACGGUGGUCACAAGCCGACGAGGUAUAUAGGCUCGGCAUGGACCGCGAAGCGCGACCCGUCGAGAGACUGGCGAGGAAGUACAGCGAGUUCCAAGAUCGGUACGAACGACGACCACAGGAUGCGGGGCCAUCCUCGCCUGCUUUGCCGGCCGUUCGUCCAGCGCUGGCCGCCAAAAUGGAUCCGUUCGCCUCAUCAGAAAGCCCUGCUGAUCCACAAGCUUCUCGGCCAUCGCCCUCGGCUGCCCCCAAGACGAAAUCCGGAAAGGCAAAGAUGGCCAUUUUCUCAGACGCCGAUUCCGCUGCGCCGGGUCCAGCAACUGGUGGAGCAACAAAGGGAUGGGACAGCAUUGGAUCAAUUCGGGACCGCAAGAAGGAGAAUGAAGUUGAGGCGAAGCCAUGGGCUGGUGAAACAUUGAAGGCUGGGAAGAAAGCAGUACCAUCACAGAAGAUGGCUAUUUUCAGGGACGAGUCCAAACCAGAUUUACCUACCAAAGAACCAAUGCCUCCCAAGCAAGUACCGGAACAUCAUGUAAGGGAAGCGGUCAACCCGCGCACCGGCCGCCGAGAGCGUGUAUUCGUCGACUUGAAAUCAGUAUACCCAGAUCGGAAAAACCCGGCGUAUGAAAUGAGUUUCGAAGAACUCAGAUCCAUUAGACGUGGGUGGAUGGACAAGAAUUGGAAGAAACAGAAAGAGCCCUUGCAACAAAUCUCGGGGAAUGCAGGAAGCGUCGAAUCUCUUGCAGAAAAUACCAAUACAGAAGAGCUACCGGAGCACUUGGUUCAGAAUCUGACGAUAGAUGGACAUUCCCAGUCUCACGAUCAAGAUGAAGGCAAACCAGGCAAAUCAAGACGCACCAAGGUCAAAGGGGAAACGACACAGACUCAGACCGUUAAGAUGAAGUUCGACUCACCGUCCAAAUCCAAAUCCCGGCGGAAGAGCACCCGGGAGCCCACAAUGACCAUGCACACUCGUGCGGCGACUGAUGAGAUCUAUAGCAUCUUCAAUCAGCCAUUGAAGGCAGAAACUGAAGCAGAUGCCGAUAGCUUCUGCGGUAGUGAUUACGAGGACGAGGACUGCACCAGCACGGGAGAUAGCACGGGCACAGGUCACAUCUCAGCGACCUCGAGUGACUUUGGCGAUGAUGAAACACAAACAACAUUCCACAAAUCCUACGAUGACACCGAAUACGCCGAUACCACACGGGCUGACAGUGUUGAUGGGGGCGAUUGGACAGAAUUCGACCCCAACCGCGACAUCCCUGAUAUUGAGAAUGCCGAGCUGACCUCCCAAUCUGUCGCAAGUGAAGGAGCAGCUAGUUCCUCGCAUGGCACACCAGAAAGGAAAGGAUUCGUGCCAGAAAUGCCCGAGGACUAUGCUCCACCAUGGGGCACCUACCGUGACCCUGCCGUCAUGGCCCAGAAUCGCCUUCCCUUUAUGACACCUAUCGUGGAACGAACGGAAUGUUCCAUUCCUUCCCUGACAGCCGCCCGAAACAGCAUCUAUAAUGCGAAAACACCUUCCAAGCCUCGAUCGCCUGCUGUAGAUCUCCUGCUUGAUAGCCCCCUGGGGGAAGAUCAUACUUUCACAUCUACAGCAGACGUCCCAUUCAGCCCAACAGCUUUCAAGGCGCUUGCACCUAAGCUGCGGAGAAGGGAAGCGAUCAUCAGAGACUCGCAAUGUAAUCCGACGGACAAGGGCAUUCGCAAUACGAUUCUUAAUUCUUUGGAACCGCCGCUUGACACAUACACAGGAUAUCAUGGCCACGUUGAAGAUAGCAACUAUGCUUCGAUGAUCCAGAAGUUUGUGAAAACUAACACCAGACGAUCAAAGAGUGGCGAUGAGGCAUUCGAUACGCCUAUCCUUGAAUUCCCAGGGGCUGAGCGAAGCUACAUCAUUAGACGUGAGCUUGGAGCUGGUGCGUAUGCUCCAGUUUAUCUCGCGGAGAGCGUGGACAGUCUUGAAUCCUACGACUCCGAUUCCGACGAUGGUGCCAGGACCAGUGGCAGAGAUUCUCGCCCGAAAUUGAAUGCCUAUGCAACACCCCGUAACCCCUUCGAGGCAGUCAAGGUUGAGAACGGACCAUCCAGUGCCUGGGAAUUCUACAUGAUCCGUGCUUCCUAUAAUCGUCUUCGGCAAUCUGUAGAUCAUGCACGCGCUACAGACAGCAUUGUUCGUGCACAUGAAUUGCAUGUGCAUCAACGCGAGAGCUUCUUGAUAGAAGACUAUCGUGGACAAGGCACCCUACUCGACUUGGUUAACAUCGUUCGCAACGAAUCCAUUGGCUCCAACCAUACCUCCGAGGGUGGUCUCGAAGAGGCACUAGCAAUGUUCUUCUCCAUCGAGUUAUUUCGAACCGUCGAAGCACUCCACGCCAACGGAGUUCUCCACGGCGACAUCAAAGCUGACAACUGCCUUGUCCGCCUCGAUGACUCCAACCCCAACGAACCACCUACCAAAGGCCUUUCCCUCCUCGACUUGGGCGCCGAUGAAUGUCCCUUCGAUCCCCGCGAAAGCAUCCACUAUUCCCCAAGUGGAUCCUACGGCUGGAAACAAAAGGGCCUCGCCUUGAUUGACUUUGGUCGCGGCAUUGACAUGCAAGCGUUUUCGCCAAAUGUGCAGUUCAUCGCAGACUGGGAAACUGGUGCACAUGAAUGCAACGAGAUCCGCGAGGCUAGGCCCUGGACCCACCAAAUUGAUCUAUACGGCGUUGCCGGCGUCAUCCACGUCCUUCUUUUCGGCAAGUACGUGGAGUCCACUCCCGUGGAUAGCAACGAUGAAAACACACCACCGGGAUCCUCGCGCACCUACCGCAUUCGUGAAUCUCUGAAACGCUACUGGGACCGUGAGCUGUGGGCCGGUGUCUUCGAUCUCCUAUUGAACCCAGGUGCUGAGCGUUGGCAGCGUAUCGAGCGAGAGAAUGGCGCACCGGAUAUUGCUCUAUCUUCGGCACCUAUUCUUCCCGUCUUACAUUCCAUGCGCUAUGUCCGCCGUGGCAUGGAAGAGUGGCUUCUUGCUCAUGCUGAGAAGAAAGGCCUCGCUCUUCAACUUCGCAAGAUCGAACACCUUCUCGCGGAGCGCAAGAAGAAGUUGGAGAAGUGA